Branchiostoma floridae (Florida lancelet) is the source of this 711-nucleotide messenger RNA. Its product is annotated as guanidinoacetate N-methyltransferase A-like. The transcript has 5 exons. Gene Ontology annotation, biological process: creatine biosynthetic process. Lineage: Eukaryota; Metazoa; Chordata; Leptocardii; Amphioxiformes; Branchiostomatidae. The record is from RefSeq and is a predicted model, not a curated record. Gene Ontology annotation, cellular component: cytoplasm; nucleus. The coding region runs from base 1 to 711 and encodes 236 amino acids. Gene Ontology annotation, molecular function: guanidinoacetate N-methyltransferase activity.
AUGACCGCCAUAGAGGGUGAGCCUGUGUUUGGAUCCGGAGAAGACUGCAAGCCAGCAUGGACAGACGCCCCGGCGGACUACGAUACGACGGACGAGCACCUGUCAAUCAUGGGGAAACCCGUCAUGGAACGGUGGCAGACGCCUUACAUGCACAAACUGGCUAAAGUCGCCAGCUGCAACGGUGGCCGUGUCCUUGAAAUCGGAUUUGGCAUGGCCAUUGCCAGCAGCGAGAUUCAGCGGCACAAAAUCGAUGAACACUGGAUCAUUGAAUGUAACGACGGUGUGUUCAAGAGACUACAACAGUGGGUCAGGGAACAGAAGCACAAGAUUUUCCCAAUAAAGGGCAUGUGGCAGGAUGUUGUCCCAACUCUACCCGAUGGACAUUUUGAUGGCAUUUUGUACGACACGUACCCCCUGUCUGAGGCGGAGUGGCACACCCACCAGUUUGACUUCAUCGGGAAGCACGCCUGCCGGUUACUGAAGCCAGGCGGAGUUCUGACCUACUGUAACCUAACUUCAUGGGGUGAACUACUAGAAAACAAGUACGACAACAUUGAAACCAUGUUUAAAGAGACCCAGAUCCCUUACCUUGAGAAAGCAGGUUUCCAGAAAAAGAACAUCUCAUGGGAGGUCAUCUCUAACCAGCCGCCAAAAGACUCACGAAAGUACAAGUUCCCACUUAUGCUUGCACCUAAGUGUAUUAAGACUUAA